CUUCCUCCCACUCCUUCGAACACCCUCUCAUGUUCUCUUCUCUCCCUAGCGUGCUAGCCAGUCCACACUAUAGACAACAUAUGCUCCUCGCCCAGCAUGAGUAUGACAUCCCAGCAGAUUCACAUCGCGGAGACGAUUCGCGGCAUGAAGCUUGCGCUUCGUCGCAACCGCGCUGCCUCUCCAGUCGAUCCCGCCGGCGACGAGGACAACGAAGACGAGCAUGACAUCCUCCACACCCAUACCAACCGUGGCAACAAACUUCGCCUUAGCGCUCAAUAUGUCCAGCUCGGGCGUCUAGAUACCACUGGCGGCACGCGAGCCUACAAACGCAAGAUCAACCACGCUGGCUACGAUCGCUACAUCAUUAGCAAGAAGCCAGCUCUGUAUGACGAAGACGGCGACAUGAUCGACCCCGCGGAUAUUCCUGCAGACGUAGAUGUAGCGGACGUAGCUGAGCCGCUUGUGGAAGAUGCGUUUGGCAAGGUCAAGCUGGAGCGCUUGCUCAAGCCGCUGGAGAGUGCGGCCGAGUUGCCAAUGCAUCCGAGUCUGUCCCAGGCAUAUACGAGCCCCGCACUUACGGAGAUGGUGAGGCAGGCGGAGGAGAUGGUACGAAGGGAGAAGGCCGGGUUAUGGAAGGCCAAGAGGUUGCUUGAGCGGUUCAGGGGGGAUGGCGGGUUUAUGAGUGGUGGUGCUUUCUACACGGAGAGGGAUGAGGCGAUGCUGGACAGUGGUGAGGGUGAAAGUGCAGCGUUAGGAGACAUGAGUGCCGCAGAGACAGAGCUGGGCAUGACAGCAGACGGACACCCUGCGGAAGCACUGCCGCCUAACGGCGAUGUGAUGGACGGGGUGGAAGUCCAUGAUCAUGUCGGAAAUGGUGCGAGCGGAUACGAACAUGCCGUGCAUCCUAGCAUAGAGCAAGCAAAGGAGCGCCAAGAUCAACUCAGCACGUCCCACCACACCGGUGAGCAGCACGCCAACAACCUCCACGAACUCAACAUACUACCUUCUACCAACGGCGGCGACGAAGAACCCACCCCGUCCAGCGCGCCUUCGCACGCAAUGACCACCCGCCACCGCUCCGCCCGCAACAACAACGCACCUGCCUCUCCGUCACCAUCCCCAUCCGACUCCGCCAGCAUUCCACCCAUCAAUCCCUGGUUCCAGUUUCCGCUCACUGCCCUCGGUGAUCCCGACCUAGGCCUCCCGCCCAACGAAGCAGAGGAAACACGUAAGCUGCUGUUACUCUACGUUCAGAAACAAGAGAACAUCGUCCGGCAACUCGAAACAUUGUAUUCCGGUCUGCAGCGCACAGACCGUCUACGCCGUGAUGUCUACCGUGCCUGCAAAGCUGAAGGGCAUACGGUUCCUGAUCCCAACGGUAAAGGUGUGAUGGUGACCGACAUGAGCGAUGGAGAGGAUUGGUAUGACGUCCGUGACUGGGGCUUGGAGGUUGGCAGGGAUGAGAGGGUGAAGCUUGGCCCAGAUGGGGUGGGUGUGUUGGAGAAAGGGAAGGAUGAGGUGGACGAUGGGGCGGAGGAGGAAGGAAGGCGGGUAGGUGGGAGGAGAAGGAGGGUUGUCGGUCGUUAGGAACGGCCGAAACAGUACAGAGACGGGAAGGUGGUCCUUGCACGUUACCGCGCGAAAGCGCUGGACUGUGAUAGUGCCACGCUGAUGCCGGCUGCGAAGGAUGGACUUGGAGAUGGCGAGGCAGGGGGUGGGUCGGACGGGAGCAAGUAUGGUGGCGGCACCUAUGAAGACGCUGAUGGUGACGAUGAGGGAAGGCCUACGGAGUACGAGGUUUUCCAGAACUUGCAGGUUUUGGCGGGAGCCGAGGGAAUGGUAUAGGUACGUGCGGGACCGACCCAGAGCUGGCAGUACCUGUGUGGUUGAGUUCCUGGUCUCCGCAACUCAGGUGAAUGCUAGCUCACGAAGCUCGUUCUGUGCAUCACCUUGCAUGCUCAUGAUCCUUGCGAACCUUAGGCAAUAUUUCGGAUUAAUUACGUUGCGCCACAGUCCAGUUGUGUGCAGCUGGCCCGUGCUGCGCUUGAAGCACACGGAAAAGCAUAAAGAUCCC
Molecule: messenger RNA, 2074 nt
Organism: Baudoinia panamericana UAMH 10762
Lineage: Eukaryota; Fungi; Ascomycota; Dothideomycetes; Mycosphaerellales; Teratosphaeriaceae
Exons: 1
Coding region: 97-1587 (496 amino acids)
Biological process (GO): negative regulation of rDNA heterochromatin formation; negative regulation of silent mating-type cassette heterochromatin formation
Cellular component (GO): Rpd3L complex; cytosol
Source: RefSeq, a predicted model, not a curated record